UCGUGGUCGCGAGCGCGGGCGCCGCAGUACGACUACCACCAGUGUGCUAGGCUGUGUGUACUGUUUUGAUCGUUUUUUGCCAGUGGACGGCGCAUUGAGGUGUUCGGAAGAUUUGCUUCCAUCGUGGUUCGCUCAGUAUGCGGUUAAGCGCGUACGCGCGUGGACUGAAAGAGCCUGAAAAGUCGCGCUAUGAACAAAAGGUGCGCCUCUGCGGCGGUGUUGACCCUCUUGACUUGAACGAAUCAGAAGUGAAGUGCGACGUUAACCUUUUGCCACGUGUGGAUUUCACAGACAUCAAGGAUUACCUCGUCCAUGCAACGAGCUUCAUAACUCGAGAGCAGCUGAAAUCAUACAAGGCUUUGGAAGCUCACAAUUAUCUGACCAGCGGUUGGGUGCAGGAACCGCGUCUCAAAGCUCUCGCCUACAGCCGAGUGGUCAUCGUUGGCAGGGUAAGCUCCUUUGUUUUCUUGUAACACCGUCAAGUGUUAUGUAUUGAAGCGGUGGCGUGAUGUCGAGCGCUGAUCUGUUUCGAAAUCGUCGCGUUACCAGAACGAUUUCAUUACUCUGCGUAGCGUCAUCGGCGGCAGCGUAAAUGUGCGCACUGUUCGAUCAAAAAUGUGCAAUCUCUUCGCAUUUCUUCGCUGAUUUAAGCGCUUUUACCGCAACGAUCGCGGAUUGUCGAGAACUGAUCUAGUUUUUUUUUUUUUUUUCCAAUUUUCUCGUUACACAAGCGACUUUUGACUGAGCAUAGGCAGCGGCGUAAAUGUGUCGAUUGUUCGAUCGCAAAACGAGCAAUCUCUAAUCAUAAAAUCUAAAUGCCGAGACACUAAUAUUCAUGCAUUAUGCCAACAUGUUCGUUUUAGCAUUCCUGAUGCAUGCGUGUGUACUGUGGGUUUGCUAAUGCUCAUUGGCAAACAGCCUAGUUCUGGCUGCUGCGGCACAACUGCGAUGUUUGCGCGCAAACAUGUUUUUUUUUUUCUGAACGAGCUCUGAGGUAACAAUCCUUAAGGAAAAGCUUUCAUAACUGUUGUUUUCUCACCAGCUUAUUCUCACUUUAAUGCAGGUUCUACACUCCCAGUCACUGAGUGAGAAACCACUGCACCCCUGGCUCCUUGUGAAAGAAGAUGGGCUGGUGCAAGCUGCGCACUGCACAUGCAAGGCAGGCUUAGGAGAAGCCUGUUCCCACAUUGGCGCUAUCCUGUUUUACAUACAGGCUGUCGUGCAGAGACGGGAUGGACAAGCCUGCACCGAUAAAGAAAAUGCAUGGCUGCCGCCACCUGUACGGUCCCUUGAAGCAAAGCCUGUGUCAGGUGUGAGCUUUUCAUCCUCAAAGAUGAAGAAGAGAGUAAUCGACGGUGAAACACCAUGUCGUGGGAAACUGCGCCGGGUGAAUGUUCAACCUACCACAGAUUAAAAGUGGUCAGAAUUUUUAUCAGCGUGCCACCAAAGUGGGAGCAGACCAGCACUGUUAUCCCUGGAACCAAAAUAUGCUCAUCACUUCAUCCCUGCCGCGACAAAAUUUCCAAGUGCCAUCCUGACCAACAUGCAGCAGGAUGAUCAACCCACCACAUGGAGUUCCGUAAUGGAGCGAUGCUCCCAGCUGGCUGAAAGUCUCACAGUUGAGCCACAGGUUGCAGAGCUCAUCGAGGAAAGCACAAGGGAGCAGGCAAAAUGCACAAAAUGGUUUGCAUUCAGGACAGGCCGCAUCACUGCAUCUAUUGCAAAGACAGUAUGCCGAACAUCGUUGAGUGAUCCUGCAAUGUCGCUCCUCAGAAAAAUUUGUUAUCCUGAAAGUACACAGUUUUGGUCACCACAGACUGCUUGGGGAAAAGAACAUGAAGGAAAGGCGAGAGAUGCCUACAAGGCUAUGUCACAGGACAUACAUAUGAAUUUUGUCUGCAAGGAUUCUGGUCUUCAAAUCUCCACCGAGCUGCCAUUUCUGGCUGCCUCUCCUGAUGGCAUUAUAAGUUGCACCUGCUGCAAAAAAGGAGUCUUAGAAAUAAAAUGUCCAUUUAAUGGCAGAGACGACCAUGCACGGGUGCUUGCUACACAAGAGAGCUCCUGUAUAACCGUUGUGGAUGGGGCUGUGAAGCUCAAGCAGCACCAUCCCUAUUAUUACCAAAUACAAAUGCAGAUGUUUGUGUGUAAGGUGAAGUACUGCGACUUAGUAUUGUGGACUUUGAAAGAUUUUAUUGCAAUCAGAGUGUACAAGGAUGCACAGUUUUGUGCCAAGAUGGUGAAGCGCUGUGAAGAAUAUUUCAAGUUGAUCCUUCUGCCUGAACUUUGCUUCCAUUACUGGACUGGCAGGUGCAGUGGAAAUCUGCUAGAAACUGCUGAAGACUGCGAGACCUCGCAAGAGGAAGUGUAUUGCUUGUGCCAAGGGCCAGAGUCGGGCAAAAUGGUCAUGUGCGAGAGUGCUGCUUGCAAGUAUGUGUGGUUCCACUUCAAAUGUGUGAACCUAAAAAAAGCACCUAGAGGAAGUUGGUUCUGCUGCGAGUGUAAAGAAAAACACAAGAAAGAUUAGCAUGUUUCAUGUACAGAACUGUUCUUUAUU
This is a messenger RNA of Dermacentor andersoni, 2554 nucleotides long. NCBI's taxonomy places the organism in Eukaryota, Metazoa, Arthropoda, Arachnida, Ixodida, Ixodidae. The record is from RefSeq and is a predicted model, not a curated record.